GGAGUGUUUUGGGUGUUACGCGUCAGAACGCGGAAGUGAAGCCGCCGCUCUCGGCUCUGUUGAUGUUUUCGCGUCUCUCUCGCCUGAACGCCGACCUGAACCCGGAGCCAUGGCGGUGAGCGCGGUCCACCUGGAGUCGGACGCCUUCCUGGUGUGCAUGAACCACGCGCUGAGCACCGAGAAGGAGGAGGUGAUGGGGCUGUGCAUCGGCGAGGUGGAGGCGUCCCGCAUCGUCCACAUCCACUCCGUCAUCAUCCUCCGCCGCUCCGACAAGAGGAAGGACCGGGUGGAGAUCUCCCCGGAGCAGCUGUCGGCGGCCUCCACGGAGGCGGAGCGGCUGGCGGACAUGACCGGCCGGCCGAUGCGCGUGGUGGGCUGGUACCACUCGCACCCGCACAUCACCGUGUGGCCCUCCCACGUCGACGUGCGCACCCAGGCCAUGUACCAGAUGCUGGACCAGUGCUUCGUGGGCCUCAUCUUCUCCUGCUUCAUCGAGGACAAGAACACCAAGACGGGCCGCGUGCUGUACACCUGCUUCCAGUCGGUGCAGGCGCAGAAGGGCUCCGAGUACGAGCGCGUGGAGAUCCCGGUUCACGUGGUGCCGCGGGAGGCCAUCGGGAAGGUGUGCCUGGAGUCGGCCGUGGAGCUGCCGCGCAUCCUGUGCCAGGAGGAGCAGGACACGUACCGCAAGAUCCACAGCCUGGCGCACCUGGACCCCGUCACCAAGAUCCACAACGGCUCGGUGUUCACCAAGAACCUGUGCAGCCAGAUGUCUGCGGUGAGCGGGCCGCUGCUGCAGUGGCUGGAGGACCGGCUGGAGCAGAACAAGCAGAGCGUCCUGGAGCUGCAGCAGGAGAAGGAGAAGCUGCUGCAGGAGCUGGCGGCGCCUCUGGGCUGCUGAGGGCUGGAGACACAGAACCAGGACUGAGUGCUGAGUUUGGCUCAUCUGGUUUCUCACCACCCAUGGAGGAGAAAGUUGACUUUACUUUUUGGUGCAGAGUGAAAAGUGUGUUUAACGUUGGCUUUAAUCACAACUUUGCCAAAUGUCUGACACGGAGACAGAUGAGUUUGGCUCCUGAAUCUGUUAUUAUUUUACUUUUAGUCCACCACUCUCGAGUCUUUAGGACGCCAGGACGUGUAUGUAAAAGAUGGAAGUGGCCUCUGCAUCCGAAAAGUGCCUUAAACCUGCGUUCCUUCCUCCAGCCAGCAGGGGGCGACUGUGGUUGUCCGAUUUAUUUAGACGUCUAUGAGAGAAUGAGCCACUUUCUCGCUUAUUUUGUCACCUCUGUAAACAAUAUUCAAACGAGAUUACGAUCUAAAACACUGGCUUCGAGUCUCUUUCAGUGCAGCUUGAUGUUUAUUUGGUAAUUUUUUGCUCCCGUUCAAGCUGAGACGGCAACAACGAAACGCCGAAGAGCUUCCACAAACCCCCGGGUGACGCCGCCUUUCAUGCACAAUCUGUGAGAAUGAUAAACGUUCAUUACAAAUUCCCCAAAGAAUGUUGAAUUUUGUUUAAAGGUUGAUCUAAUUGUGAGUUUCUUCAAAACAGAAGAGCUGAGCGGUGUUGUCAGGUUUGCUUUGAUUUAAUGAUUAAACUUGUUGUUGAUUUAUCACCAAACA
This is a messenger RNA of Stegastes partitus (bicolor damselfish), 1620 nucleotides long. It is a transcript of the gene brcc3, whose product is annotated as BRCA1/BRCA2-containing complex, subunit 3. Bases 110 to 901 code for a protein of 263 amino acids. Gene Ontology annotation, molecular function: cysteine-type deubiquitinase activity; metallopeptidase activity; protein binding. Gene Ontology annotation, cellular component: BRISC complex; BRCA1-A complex. The transcript has a single exon. Lineage: Eukaryota; Metazoa; Chordata; Actinopteri; Pomacentridae. The record is from RefSeq and is a predicted model, not a curated record. Gene Ontology annotation, biological process: DNA repair; protein K63-linked deubiquitination.